Molecule: messenger RNA, 2330 nt
Organism: Drosophila nasuta
Lineage: Eukaryota; Metazoa; Arthropoda; Insecta; Diptera; Drosophilidae
Exons: 1
Coding region: 294-2270 (658 amino acids)
Source: RefSeq, a predicted model, not a curated record
GUAACCAUGUCCCUCUGGCUAGAGACUAUAAAACCAUUUGUUACUUUCUUGAUAAUUAAGCCCGCUUUGAUUCAUUGAAGUUAUAUUUUAUUUUGGUAUUUUUUGUAUAUAUUGUAUUAUCUCAAAAAUGUUCGGGUGUCUCACAGUCAAGCAUUCUGAAAUGCCGCCUUUUUCUUUUCGUAGUAUUAGAAGCUUUUGCAGCACUUAACUAAGGUUCAUUUGCGAAUUUACUGCCAACUAAAAAGGUUCUGUUGGCGAUUCUAUUAAGAAAAUACUAUAAAUAUUUGUGUGCAAUGCAAAUUCCGACUUUACUUUCGGUGGCAUUGCUGCUGAUAUUGAUAAACUUCAGUCAGCCUAGCCAGUCGGAGUCAUUUCGUGGCGAAAUAAAUGGAGAUCUGGGAUUUAUUAUUGAUGUCAAAAAUAUUGUAUCGAUGGUGCGCUCGGAUAUCGAACAAUUGUAUAAUGGUGCUACUAAAUCUGUUAAAUUGGAGUAUAGAGGAGUAUCAGUACGCGAUUAUAGUAAAGUGGCACAAAGUUUUAAGGAAGUCUGCACACAAAUUGAUAAGAUUGAAAAGAAUUUAAGAAUUUCUAAGAAAUCGCCAUAUAAUUAUAUACUCUAUAAUACUGAUAUAUUAUAUUAUAAGUUGAGAAUGGCGAAACACCUGAUUUCCUAUAAAUUUGAGGAAUUUGCGGAUUACGCAAACUCUAACCUAUAUUAUAAUUUUGCUUAUGAAAUAGGUUCUGUAACAGAAUUUGUAAGUGACAAUGCAUUUUAUCUGAAACUUAUCGGUGCACCUUUUGCCAUCGAGGAUUUUCUAAGUCAACUACAACAUAGGUAUGAGAUGCCAUUGGAGAAAAUUUGUCAUAGUGAACAAUCUCCCCAACAACUUGUCUACUUCUUAUAUAAAGAUUACGCUCUAACGGAACUGAAGACCUAUGUACUGGCAGAGUACUCUCUAUUGAUUCGUCGGAUUUAUGAAAACGAGAACUUAAAAAUGGAAACAAAUAUGAUUCGCGAUAACUAUAAUAGUAUUAGUGAAGAGGCCCUCGAAACACUGAAAACUACAAUGGAAAAAGCUGAUCGUGUUAUAUGGCGCUGUGAUCCCGAUAAGCAUGUUCAUAAUGUUACCUACGAUGAGGUGACAAGACUUCUUCAGGGAUAUGUUGAGAACGAAGUGGAUUUAAGUAAUGAUGAGUCCUGCGGUGAAACAUGUUCCGAUUAUCAGAACACAACUACGAAAGGUUGCUUCGAUCAAAAGUUUUGUUCUCAGCAGCCACAAUGUGCGGGUCGAAUACAUGACUGUCAGUUUUUCGACUCGGACUUAUCUGUAUGUCAAUCACCAACGAGCAGCAAUCGUCGCUAUGAGUACAUUCAAUACGGAGAUGGCCAGUUGCUAGGAAAGUAUGAUUAUUGUGAGCAACAGCCCAAUAAAGUGGACAGCUGGAGUAGAUGGUUAUUCUGGCGUUGCAGCUAUUGUUUUUGUCUAUGCGAUGAGCCUAGUUUAAAAUCUGAUCGCUACUUUAAUCUUCGGGAAACAUUAGCGGAUGUGGAAGCCAACAUGGUUGUGACUGGAGUGCGAUUUGUGAAGAAGAAUCGUGUAUUCCAUAUACAAAUACAGCAGGGAGAACUUUUACCCCGAGGUGCCAUCAACGAAUCAACUUUGGAGUGGGUUCCUGUCGAUGAUUACCAAAUCUCUGAUCCGGACGUUACUGAGGGAGUCGACUAUCACGCAAUGAGCUAUGAAAACCGGCGCAUAAAUCUGGGCAAUAAUCUGGGUGAUAAUAUACACAAACAUGGCAGAGGAGUUGUAGUGACCGGGGUGGGAUUCCAUGUAUGGAGAGGACAACUGGCACUAAAUGUAAUGUUUAGUGACUUUGAUUUUGUGGAAGGCCUAGUAAAUGGAUAUUAUGAAGAUGACAGUCCAAUACCCGUACGGUUCACAAUGUAUACCAUUUGGAAUAGUGGUUUGGACAACAGUAAACUGAAUAUCGAUAAUCUUGAUUUACCAACACGCGCAACAAACAGUUCACAGCCAUUAUCGAAGGAUACACAAUAUGUAGAAUUUGUCAACACUGGAUUGGAAAAGGAUGCGGGUCAAACAACCAUUCCGUUUAUCGACAUUCAGGAUGUGGUGUCAUAUCCGCCAGUUCCAUUGGCUGGCCUUGGCAUCUACUAUAAAAGUAGUCCAGGAUAUGGUGGUUUUAUCGCUUCCAAAAUCAUUAGCUAUAACUACGCAGUUCACGUUCGGAAGCCUACAGCGCUACCCUAGGAUCAUGUAGAACAUUUUCAUUUCUCUUUUUGUAACUAUACUUCAACUUGUUUAAUAACG